Messenger RNA from Anopheles darlingi, 2327 nucleotides. It is a transcript of the gene deltaCOP, whose product is annotated as coatomer subunit delta. Gene Ontology annotation, biological process: retrograde vesicle-mediated transport, Golgi to endoplasmic reticulum; Golgi localization; endoplasmic reticulum to Golgi vesicle-mediated transport. The record is from RefSeq and is a predicted model, not a curated record. Gene Ontology annotation, cellular component: COPI vesicle coat; cytosol. NCBI's taxonomy places the organism in Eukaryota, Metazoa, Arthropoda, Insecta, Diptera, Culicidae. The coding region runs from base 348 to 1922 and encodes 524 amino acids. The transcript is spliced from 8 exons.
UUGUCAGCAACGAAAUCCUUUUCAGUGGUACACGGGAUUACUUUCGGCAAAUUAUACUAUCAAAUAUCGCAUGUGAACUGUAGAAACACAUGUACGGUCGAACCCGUUCCUCAGAACAGCGCAGUAAAGGUGUUGAGCGAUAAGCGGCGAUCCAGCGGAAUCUCAUUUACGGACCACCGACGGCUGCUGGAGGAGGCAAAUUGGAAACGUCACUAACACUCACCACGUCAGCCGGAAUCGUCGUCGUACACAGUUUGUCACACCAAUUUUUGGUCGGUCAACAAACGGCAGCGGAAUUGUGUGGACAGUUUUGUAGUUAUCGCAACCGUGUUCCUCUGCUAUAGAAAAUGGUACUCAUAGCGGCCGCAGUGUGUACGAAGGCUGGGAAAACAAUCGUUUCCCGGCAGUUUGUCGAAAUGACAAAGGCCCGCAUCGAGGGACUGCUGGCAGCCUUUCCUAAACUGAUGACAUCCGGUAAGCAGCACACCUUCGUCGAGACGGAUUCCGUGCGUUAUGUGUACCAGCCGCUGGAAAAGCUGUACAUGCUGCUCAUCACGACAAAGGCCAGCAACAUCCUGGAGGACCUCGAGACGCUUCGUCUGUUUUCAAAGGUCAUUCCCGAGUACUGCCGUUCGCUAGAGGAAAAGGAGAUAAUCGAGAAUGCGUUCGAUUUGAUCUUUGCCUUUGACGAGAUCGUCGCCCUCGGAUACCGGGAGAGCGUGAAUCUGGCACAGAUCAAAACGUUCGUCGAGAUGGACUCGCACGAGGAGAAGGUGUACCAGGCGGUACGGCAGACCCAGGAACGCGAAGCGAAGCAGAAGAUGCGCGAACGGGCUAAGGAACUGCAGCGCCAGCGAAUGGAGCAGAAGAAAAGCGGUCUCGGUGGACGCGGUGCCAUUGGUGGUACUGGUCCGGAAGGGUUUGGUAAUCGUUCCAUGGGCGGAGGUGGCAUAUCGAGCGACAGUAUUUCAUCGCUCAGCACACCUUCGGUCAACAUCGGAGAGAUUAAACCGAUGGCUGCGCCGGCAAAACCAAGUGCUCCAAGAAAUGCUCUCAAACUUGGUGGCAAGAAUCGCGAUGCCGAUACGUUCGUUGAUCAGCUGAAGAACGAGGGGGAGAAAGUUGUCACCGCACCGUUACCAACUGCGGCUUCGUCAGCUGCUGCAAAAGCCAAGCCGGUAUCCGACGUACCGAUGGAUGAUGUACAUCUGCGAAUGGAAGACAAGGUUGUGAUUCGCGUUGGGCGGGACGGUGGCUUGCAAUCGUUUGAGCUUUCGGGGCUCCUGACUUUGCGCAUCUCGGACGAAAAGUAUGGUCGCAUUAAGGUACAGCUAGACAACACCGAUCAGCGUGGUAUUCAGCUGCAGACACACCCGAAUGUGGACAAGGAACUGUUUCGCAAUCAGAAUCAGAUUGGAUUGAAAAAUCCGGCAAAACCAUUCCCACUGAACACAGACGUCGGUGUACUGAAGUGGCGCUACCAAACGCAGGACGAAUCGGCCGUUCCACUGACCAUCAACUGUUGGCCAUCGGAAAACGCGGAAGGUGGUUGCGAUGUUAACAUAGAAUACGAGCUGGAACAUACGCGGUUAGAGUUGCAGGAUGUUUGCAUCACGAUCCCGUUGCCCAUGGGAGUAGCACCUUCGAUAGCUGAAUGCGAUGGUGACUACAACCACGACUCGCGCAAGAAUGUGCUUCAGUGGAACUUACCGGUAAUCGAUGCUGCCAGUAAGCAGGGUUCGAUGGAGUUUAGCGUACCGAGUUCCAUUCCUGGAGACUUUUUCCCGCUCGAUAUAUCGUUCUCGUCGAAAAUUCCCUACGCAGAGCUGGCACCCGCAAAGGUACUGCUGGUGGACGAUGGUGCGGAAGUUAAAUUUUCCGCAGAAACUGUUUUCUACACGGAUAAGUUUGAAAUAGUGUAAACAUCAAACUCCAUCAUAUUGCGCUACGCCAACCGAAAGAGAGCGAAAGGGUAUUCUUAGCUUUCCAGUUUUUUUUUAUAUAUAUUCCCCAAACUACCCCUGCUAGUGCUAGGGAACAAAAAAUCAGCCUGUAAUUCAGCAAGGCUUAGAAAAUGGCUAAUUCUGUUGCUGUUCGCACGGUCUCGUGAUUCCGGCCAGUGUGUUUCGUCGCAAAGAGCCGGUCCAAUGCAUCGUGCUCCCCCCUUCUUCCUCGUCAUUGUUCUCUGUGAGUCUGCUGGGCUAGAAUAGUGCAAGAGAGCAGCACAUAAAAAUUCCACAAUACCCGAACAUACAUUUUCGUGCAAAUAUGUUAAUCCACGCAAGCAAAAUGGUGAAUAAACAAAUUGAAACUAUUAUAAGGUGAAA